Molecule: messenger RNA, 390 nt
Organism: Abrus precatorius (Indian licorice)
Lineage: Eukaryota; Viridiplantae; Streptophyta; Magnoliopsida; Fabales; Fabaceae
Product: calcium-binding protein KRP1-like
Exons: 1
Coding region: 8-358 (116 amino acids)
Molecular function (GO): calcium ion binding
Source: RefSeq, a predicted model, not a curated record
AUCAUAUAUGGCAUCGCAAAGCCCACAACCCCAUUUCCACGAUUACCUUCCUUUCAUGGCCAACAAGCUCGGUGGGGAUGGUCUCAUAGACGAACUCUGCAAUGGGUUUAACCUUUUGAAGGAUUCUAACAAAGGGGUCAUCACUUUUGAGAGUCUCAAGAGAAACGCUUCUUUGUUGGGCUUACAUGGCCUCAGUGAUGAGGAUCUUCGCUCUAUGCUAAGCCAAGGUGAUUUUGAUGGCGAUGGGGCGCUGAACCAGUUGGAGUUCUGUGUUUUGAUGUUUAGGUUGAGCCCUGAACUCAUGGAGGGAUCCAAGUUGUGGUUGGAGGAAGUUCUUCGACAAGAGCGUCAAGAUUGAUUUUUUAUUUUUUUAAUGUGUUGGUGUUUUUA